Messenger RNA from Vicia villosa (hairy vetch), 351 nucleotides. RefSeq names its product aquaporin SIP2-1-like. Gene Ontology annotation, molecular function: channel activity. Bases 1 to 351 code for a protein of 116 amino acids. The transcript has 2 exons. NCBI's taxonomy places the organism in Eukaryota, Viridiplantae, Streptophyta, Magnoliopsida, Fabales, Fabaceae. The record is from RefSeq and is a predicted model, not a curated record.
AUGAGCUUUUCUCAUUCCUAUCUUGCUGAGAUUGUGAAGUUUUCUUUUUUCAUAGCCAACAUGUUCUUUUAUGCUUUUCUUUCUAAGCUUUUUCAUGGUGGUGCCAACAAUCCUCUUGCUACUUUGGUUGAUGCUAUUUCUGGAGACUUUCAUAACUUCCUUUUCUGCAUUGGUUCUAGAAUUCCUGCCCAGGUCUUCAAUCUCAAUUCUGUUGGGACAAAUCUCAUGUCUAAAUUCUCCACUGCUGGCACGUCUCAAGUUGAUGAAAAUACACCUUUUCUGAAUGGUGAACAUCACUGUGCUGCACCAAAUUUUGGUAGGCCGGAAAGGGAUGCAAGAUCGCCAGAAUGA